CCAAGAGUGAGAAUAAGUGACUUUCAACAUCGCCUUCUCAUGCAAUUGUUUAUAUAUAGCUUCUUUUUAUUCUCAAUCUCAAGUACUGAUAUUAACAUUUCUUAUGAAUACCAUAAAGAAUAAUGACGAACAAAACCCAGAUGCUCAUCAAAAAGGGUGGCUGAAUCUAAGCCUAGCACCAUAUCUAGGAGAAUCUUGUUCAAACUCAAGACGCACAACCUCGGUGAAGGUAUAUACAUGCAGCUUUUGCAGGAGAAAGUUCUACAGCUCACAAGCAUUAGGAGGUCAUCAAAAUGCGCACAGAAAAGAGAGAGAUGCAGCUAAAAGAUACCAUUCUCCAAAGACGAUGAAUGCGUUUGAUCAAUCACUCAAGGUGCAUUCCUUUGGUCAAAAACCAGGAGGAGAUGGAGAAACAGCUUUCGCAAGGUUUACUGACAAUGGGGCUCGAUAUGGAGUUGCUUGGGAAGCCCCGUAUGCUGGGGAGGAAGAAGGAAACAUGACGUGGCCUGGAAGUUUUUAUUUGAAUCCACAACCAGCUUCUCGGAAAUCAGAUCCAUAUAGGCUCGACUUGAAUCUCAAGCUGUAACUGGCAGCAUAUAGUUUCUCCUCAAAGUUUAAAUCCCCCACCUUGGUAAUUUACCUACGAAAUUUCAAGUAAAAGAUAGAUCUUUCAAUAAGUUAAGAAUGCAUCAGUUUGGAAUGAGGUGAGGCAGAAUUUCAAAAAGGCCUUUCUAUGUAAUUUACAAAUGCCUUAAAAACCUAUAUAUAUAGUUGCCUCUC
Messenger RNA from Lactuca sativa (garden lettuce), 780 nucleotides. Lineage: Eukaryota; Viridiplantae; Streptophyta; Magnoliopsida; Asterales; Asteraceae. The record is from RefSeq and is a predicted model, not a curated record.